AAAAAACUACCAAAAGUCCAAAACCCAAAACCUCCACUUUUAUUCCUUAAAGAACAAAAAAGAUAACAUACUCCUAACCUCAAAACCUCCUAUAGUGAGAGAGAUAAUACACUUCCUUGGUUGCUUAGCUUCUUCUCCACCACCACACAAAAUGCUGACUACCGUGCACCACCACCACCACAAAUUCCUCCUCCUCCACCGCUCACCUUCCUUCAUUCUCUCUCCUAAAUGUCUAUCUUCUUUCUCCCAAACACAACAUGAAGCACAACCCACUUCAUUUUCUUCAAAACCCACCUCUCAAAUCCUCUCAAUCCGCCAUUCCCUCCUCACCCGCCAACUCACCGCCGUAGAAAUCGCCGAGUCUUACUUGACUCGGCUCCGAAUAGCCGAACCAAAACUGAGGAGCUUCUUGCAUGUUGCUGAUGAGGAGAGCGUUUUAAGGGAUGCUCAGGAGGUUGAUAGGAAGAUUGACAGAAAUGAAGAUGUGGGUUUGUUGGCUGGAGUUUUGGUGGGUGUUAAAGAUAAUAUUUGUACUGCUAAUAUGCCCUCCACCGCCGGUUCCAGGAUUCUCCAAGGGUAUCGCCCGCCUUUCGAUGCGACCGCUGUUAAGAAGGUGAUGGAAUUGGGAGGGAUUGUUGUUGGGAAGACUAAUUUGGAUGAGUUUGGGAUGGGUAGUACUACUGAAGGGUCUGCUUUUCAGGUGACUGCAAAUCCUUGGGAUGAGUCGUGUGUACCAGGUGGAUCAUCUGGCGGCUCAGCUGCAGCCGUUUCCGCAAGGCAAUGUGUGGUGUCUCUCGGCAGUGACACAGGUGGAAGUGUGAGACAGCCAGCUUCAUUUUGCGGUGUUGUGGGAUUGAAGCCAACAUAUGGACGUGUCUCAAGAUAUGGACUUGUGGCUUAUGCAUCAUCAUUAGAUGUCAUAGGGUGCUUUGGUACAUCAGUUGCUGAUGCAGGGAUCCUUCUUCAUGCAAUUGCUGGACAUGACAGAUUUGAUUCUACUAGCAGCAUGCGAGAAGUUCCAGAAUUCGCGUCACAAUUCACUUCCUUGGAUAUCUUAGAGUCUAAACCACUUGAAGGACUCAGAGUUGGUAUCAUUCGUGAGACCCUUGAAGAUGGUGUUGAUGAAAAUGUUGUAUCUUCAAUUCGUGCUGCAGCUUCACAUCUGGAAAACCUCGGCUGUUUGGUGACAGAAGUGUCACUCCCUUCUUUUUCCCUAGGGCUUCCGGCAUAUUAUGUACUUGCUUCCUCAGAAUCUUCAUCCAACUUAUCACGUUAUGAUGGUGUUAGGUAUGGAAAUCAGGUAGUUGCUGACGAGCUAACUUUCCUAUAUAAAGAUUCCCGAGCGAGAGGUUUUGGUCCCGAGGUAAAAAGGAGAAUUUUAAUGGGAACAUAUGCCCUUUCUGCCGGUUACUAUGAUGCGUACUAUAAACGUGCUCAACAGGUGAGAACUGUGGUUCGAGAAAGCUUCAAAGCUGCACUGGAUGAAAAUGAUAUUCUUAUUUCACCUGCUGCUCCCUCUGCUGCUUAUAAAAUUGGUGAAAAGAAGAAUGAUCCAUUGGCAAUGUAUGCAGGUGAUAUAAUGACGGUCAAUGUCAACUUGGCUGGUUUGCCAGCAUUAGUGCUGCCAUGUGGUUUUGCUGAAGGUGGAUCUGCCGGUCUCCCUGUUGGUCUACAGAUGAUAGGUGCUGCAUUUGAUGAGGAGAAACUGCUUAGGAUUGGACACAUCUUUGAGCAAACACUCGAAGGUCACAGUUUUGUCCCCCCAAUGGUGGCAAAUGAUUUUGCAUCAUAACUUGUAAUCGUGCAUUUCAAGAGAGGCGUAAUCAUGUACGUUUUGCCGCAUUUCGAGGAUGUCUUGUGGACAGUUUGACUUUAGAAACUCUCAAGAGCAAGCGCCUAGUUCGUAAUAGAUGGAAUGGCGGAAGUUUUGAUGCGUUAACUGAGUAUUUACAUGUAAAGACUGACUUGCUUAUCCCUGGUUGAUGCGUUGCUCUUCUCAUAUAUGAUGGCUGCAUUUGCCAUUUGGUCAUGAUUCAUGAAUGAAGCUAUUCUUUGUCUAAGUAUGGGUGUUGUAUGAUUUUUCUUUUAAGACUAUGUAUUAUUUGUCUGACAGCAAUGCUGAUUACUUAAUGAAAUUAUUUUUUUUA
This is a messenger RNA of Beta vulgaris subsp. vulgaris (sugar beet), 2147 nucleotides long. RefSeq names its product glutamyl-tRNA(Gln) amidotransferase subunit A, chloroplastic/mitochondrial. Gene Ontology annotation, cellular component: glutamyl-tRNA(Gln) amidotransferase complex. Gene Ontology annotation, molecular function: glutaminyl-tRNA synthase (glutamine-hydrolyzing) activity. The coding region runs from base 152 to 1792 and encodes 546 amino acids. Gene Ontology annotation, biological process: translation. The transcript has 10 exons. Lineage: Eukaryota; Viridiplantae; Streptophyta; Magnoliopsida; Caryophyllales; Amaranthaceae. The record is from RefSeq and is a predicted model, not a curated record.